Molecule: messenger RNA, 613 nt
Organism: Prorocentrum cordatum
Lineage: Eukaryota; Dinophyceae; Prorocentrales; Prorocentraceae
Source: the annotation of a GenBank genome assembly
CGGUCACGUAUUCUUUCAGCACAGGGAAACGGGUGUUUCGCGGUGGGGCCGCCCUGGUGCCAGCCAGCCAGCCUCGCACGCUGACGUGCUUGCGGCCAUCCGCGUCGAGCUCCAACGCCUCCAGGACUCUCCGUGCCCGUGGGAGGAAUUAGGCAUCCAGUCUGGGGCCGCAUGUGGGUCGACAAGCACCCGGGAGCUUCCACGAGGGAGCUUCUGCAAGAGGUCAGGGAACGCUCCGCAAGGAUUGCGGCCCUCCGCGCCCAGCUCGCUUCGGUCUCAUCUGCGCCGCCCCCGAAAGCCGCCGCGCCACUGGCCGAGGCGGCGCAGCCAGCGAGCAACCCGCAUGCUCCCUGUGGCCCCUUGGCGCCCUUCCCGUCGGCUCCUGCAGCGGCGGGGAGGGUGGGCCUGGGCGCGGCCCCUGCGCCGAUCGGUCUCCCGCCAGCAGGGGCCGCGGUCAGCCCGCAGACUCGGCGCCACGCAAAGCGACGCCUCGACAACCAGGCCGUGGAGGCGGCGCUUCUCCAGGAAGCCUGCUGCUCAGUGAGGCGGGGCUCCCUGCUGGACGAGGCGGCCCCAGUUGCGCGGCCAAAGGCUACGCUGGGCCAGCGCGAGG